This is a messenger RNA of Plenodomus lingam JN3, 1152 nucleotides long. RefSeq lists its product as uncharacterized. The record is from RefSeq and is a predicted model, not a curated record. NCBI's taxonomy places the organism in Eukaryota, Fungi, Ascomycota, Dothideomycetes, Pleosporales, Leptosphaeriaceae.
AUGACGGAAACCUGCAGGACAGAAACGCCAGUAGACGUCACCUGGCUCGCAAACCUCUUCGCACGUGCCGCGCCUUCCUCAUCCAGAGCUAGGUAUCUGUUUACGAUCUCAGAUAAGAUCAUGGCAUUUGCAUACUACGACUGCAGCUUCACACUCACGCAUCAAGGCCGCCAUUCCACCAAAAUGCCUUUUCACGACCAGGAGUCGGAAGAUCUCGCGCGUGACUGUGCAACCUUCCCUGCCUAUACGGACUAUCUAUAUGGUCCCGACAUGCGUCUGGCAACAUAUAAGACAACACAACUUGCACUCUCGCUAAUGCCUUUGCAACCCAUCCGCUACACUAACAGCAGACCUUCACAAAACUGGCAUUACAAGACAGACAGUCGUACCAAGAACCUUGCCAAUAUUGAUCUGCGACACCAUGCGGGUAGUCCUGGAUUAAUUCUUAUUCCGCCGCAAUUCCCGUAUCCUGCGCCCGUUGCUGACUUGAACAAUCGCAACUUGUUCGAUCAGUCAGCAAGACAGAUGCAUGGCGGUGUAUCAACAGGCCCGAGCACUGUGGUCCCCUCGUCGAGGCAACCAGUCGGGCGUGUACUUAUGCCAAUACCGGCCUUUUCAGCAUCAAGACCUGCCUCACGACAGAGGCUGAUGGGAUCUUCUUCGGCCACCGAUAUUGAUGAAGAUCACGGGUCACGUAUUUCCACGUCACCCUCUGCCCAAGGCUCUACGCAUGUUGGAAUGGCAAUGUACACAUACGAGAACGGCACAGAAGCUUGUAAAAUGCCUGCACUUGAGCACAGAAAUGUGGAAGCCAGACCCAUAUUAAGGCCUGGUGAUGUUUCCCGCAAUCGACAGUUCGCCUUUAUACCCGAAGCUCUACGCCAAGAUGUCGACAAGGCAGUAAUCAAACUAUGGUAUACCAUGAAGGAACCCACCAAAAGAAUGGAGAGUGUAAAAAAACUCCAGGGUCUCAGUCAGCGGGUAUAUCAGAAACGAGAAGAAUGGCAAAAGAAGCAACAGCAGCAAGCUCGGGAUCGCAUGCUGUUUCUCGAACAGGCAUCUGAACAACACCACCAACGCGACGACCACAACUAUGUCCCUUUCGAACACUCCGUAUCGCCUAAACUUCCAACCUAUAGAGGAGACAUAUAG